GAAAGAAAAUACCAAAAGAUUUUGGGGAGGUUUUAGAGAGAGAGAGAAAAAAUAAAUUAGAGGUUGAAAGAGAUGAAGAUACAGUGUAACGUGUGCGAGGCGGCGGAGGCCACCGUGCUCUGCUGCGCCGACGAGGCGGCGCUGUGCUGGGCCUGCGACGAGAAAGUCCACGCCGCCAACAAGCUCGCCAGCAAGCACCAGAGGGUUCCUCUCUCCGCUUCUCAUUUGCCCAAGUGCGAUAUUUGCCAGGAGGCGGUUGGGUAUUUCUUCUGCUUGGAGGAUAGGGCUUUGCUAUGUAGGAAGUGCGAUGUUGCGAUACAUACUGUGAAUAGCUUUGUUUCCGGUCACCGGAGGUUUUUGCUGACCGGAAUUAAGGUUGGGCUGGAGCCCAAUCCUCCGGGUAGGUCUGGUCCUGGUGGCGGUGUUGCAGGGUCGUCUUCGUCGGUGAAAUCGGAGUCUGGGGCCGUGGCGAAAUGUGAGGGGAAUAAUCAGUUGGCUGAGGAAUGCAAGGUGGCGCCGGAGAGUGUGGCCGGGAUGGGUUUUUCUGGGGGCUCUGGAGCUGGAGCUGGGUCUGUUCCGCAGUGGCCGAUGGAGGAGUUUCUGCGAUUCGCUGAUUUCGAUCAGAGCUUUGGAUACAUGGAUAAUGGAUCGUCUAAGGCUGACUGCGGUAAACUUGGGGACUCUGAUUCAUCAGUUUUAAGAUCACCUGAGGAGGAACUGGAGGAUUACGAGUGCAUAGGUCAGGUGCCAGAGCUCUCUUGGAUGGUGCCACAGGUACCUUCCCCACCUACAUCCUCAGGGCUAUACUGGCCUAAAACUUAUCAGAACCCAUUGGAUUCUGCGGUGUUUGUUCCAGACGUUAACUACUCAGAUAUGCAAAAUUCUCUUCACUAUCAACAGAAUGGUACUGUCUCAAAACGUCGUAGGCAACUAUAACCCAAGCUCGAAAAGUUUCUGGAUGUUUUUUUUUUUUUUUGGGAUAACAGUUUCUCUAUGUAUUGGUUUGUGCUUAUAAGAGCAUUUUGUGUGCUUCUCCCUCUUCUAGAAUAGAGAAGUGGUUUUAAACUUUUUAAUGUGAAAGUAGAUCUUACUUACCACUGGCGAUGUAGUGUUUGUAACUCUGUAAACGUCAACGCGUAAAAUAAGAUAAAUGAGUACUUGUUAAUGCAUAUA
Molecule: messenger RNA, 1173 nt
Organism: Fragaria vesca subsp. vesca
Lineage: Eukaryota; Viridiplantae; Streptophyta; Magnoliopsida; Rosales; Rosaceae
Product: probable salt tolerance-like protein At1g78600-like
Exons: 3
Coding region: 73-936 (287 amino acids)
Biological process (GO): regulation of DNA-templated transcription; photomorphogenesis
Cellular component (GO): nucleus
Molecular function (GO): zinc ion binding
Source: RefSeq, a predicted model, not a curated record